This is a messenger RNA of Paramecium pentaurelia, 988 nucleotides long. NCBI's taxonomy places the organism in Eukaryota, Ciliophora, Oligohymenophorea, Peniculida, Parameciidae. The record is from the annotation of a GenBank genome assembly.
AUGGCCUUAAUUAUAAAUCCCAAAGACCCUUAAAAUAUUUUCUACAAAGCUGAUAAAAUCACUAGUGAGAUAUACUUAAUCUUUGUUCAUAAUGAGGAAAUACUCAAUUGCAAAAUGGGUAAAUAAGUGAAAAGCCAACUCUAAGUAAUCCCAAUACCUGAAGGACUAGAUAAAUAAUUAGUUACAAUAAGCAUUAAAAACAUAAUAAUCAUUUACAAAACAAUUAUAGAGAACAUGUGGUAAUUACAACAAAUUCAGAUAAGAGCUAUUAAUUUUGAAAAUAAAGAAUUUAUACCUGUAAAGCAAGUAUGGAAUUGAGAUUGUUUUGUUGAUAUUUGAAGAUGAAAUGGAAGGCUAGAAGAUUAAUAGGUUUAAGAAUGAAGUAUUUUUCAAUUAACCAAUAUCAAAUGAGGUGAUAUUCAAUUUUUUUCAUUUAACCAAAAGAUUUUAGUAAAGUUCUAUGAAUUCCUUAAUAUUCAAUGAAUAUAUUAUUGUAGAGAGAAUAAAUGGCAGUCUAUAAAAGAACAGCAUAAUGCUCUUGAUUAUGAAAAUAAUUUAGAAGUAGGCACCCAACUUAUAAGAAUUUAAUUUACAAUUAGAAUAAGAUAGACAAAAAUUAUUAUUCAAAAUUAGCAAGAGUUGAUAUCUUGAUAUAGAAAUUAGAUUAUGAUUUUGAAGAAUACUAUGAACUUAAUAUUUAUUCAAGAUAUUAAGAAAGUUAAAUAUUAAAAUAUAACUCACUCUUCCUAAAUUUGGAAAAAUAAUUGAUUGGUAGUAAACAUGAUUAAAGAUCUAUACUACUAUCUUAUUUACAAGUAAUUCAAUAUUAUAAAUAUAAAAAUAGAUAGAUAGACUUAACAUACAGAUAUUGGUAAUCAGAAAAUGUUGGAAACAAAUAAUUUAAGUGAUGGAAAAUUAAAGACAAUCCCAUCUAAUUUUGUUUCUUCUCCUUAAUAAAUUGUUGAAAAAAGAAGAAGAUAACAAAUGA